This is a messenger RNA of Syzygium oleosum, 4923 nucleotides long. RefSeq names its product disease resistance protein RPV1-like. NCBI's taxonomy places the organism in Eukaryota, Viridiplantae, Streptophyta, Magnoliopsida, Myrtales, Myrtaceae. Bases 151 to 3711 code for a protein of 1186 amino acids. The record is from RefSeq and is a predicted model, not a curated record. Gene Ontology annotation, molecular function: ADP binding. Gene Ontology annotation, biological process: signal transduction; defense response. The transcript has 4 exons.
GCAUGAAGAAUAAACUCAACUUGUCUUCCAUUUCAAACACUGUUGCCUAGUUUUUCCUUUCGUUCUUCCUAGAACCACACGAGAAGGAGAUAUUUGUUUUUCUUCUUCCUUUCCUGUUUCGUCUGCUCCGCUUCUUCUUCCUCGUUCACGAUGUCGUCUAACCCAAGGCAAUCGCAGACACGGAUGGCAAAGAUUUCCGCGCACGUUGCGCCUACGUUGGGCUACAAGUACGACGUGUUCUUGAGCUUCCGAGGGCCCGACACUCGCCGCACGGUUGCAGAUGUCAUCUACGAAAGCUUAGUCGACGCUGGAAUUAGUGUCUUCAGAGACAAUGAAGAGCUUCGCAAAGGCGGGAAUAUCGGGCCUGAGCUCAAGCGCGCGAUCGACGACUCGAGGAUCCAUGUGCCCAUCUUCUCGGAAGGCUACGCAUCCAGCGCGUGGUGCCUCCAGGAGCUCGCGCGAAUGGUGAGGCGCCAGAGGGAAUCCGCGGGGCACGAAAUCGUGCCCGUAUUCUACGGCGUGAGUCCUUCGGACGUCAGGCUCAAGAGGGGUUCGUACGGCGAGGACCUGCUUUGGCACGAGGGGCGUUACGGCGAGGAGACGGUGCGAGAGUGGAGGGAGGCUCUAAUGGAGGUCGCAGAUCUCAAAGGAUGGGACGCACGAAACGCACCGCUUGGUAAACUUAUUAAAGAUUUUGUUCGAGACGUUUUUAUUAAACUGAAGAAGAGACAAAAGGUUCUACCUGAUCAUUUAGUUGGAAUUGAUGAUCGAGUCAAAGACGUGAUGCAGUUGUUGGACUGCGGCUCCCUGGGCGUACGAUUUCUUCUUGUGCACGGGAUGGGAGGAAUCGGCAAGACAACUCUUGCCAAGGUGGUUUUCAACGAGAUCGCUCCUCUGUUUGAUGGUUGUAGCUUCCUUUCAGACAUUGCAGGAACUUCACAAAUAGGUGGCAUCGUAAAGUUGCAGAACCAGCUGUUAUCCGAUAUCCUGAAGAGGUCCAUAGAUGUCCAUGACGUCGACGAUGGUGUCCACAUGAUACGAGAGAGAUUUCGCAACAAGAGGGUCCUCAUUAUUCUUGACGAUGUGGAUAAUAGAGAGCAGCUCACGGAAUUGACGGGGAUCAGUGACUGGCUUGGCCCUGGAAGCAGGAUUAUUGUCACAACUAGGAAUGUGGGUGUUUCGCCAGCUGGAGACAUAGGACAACAUAAUAACGUCCCAUUUCCUCCUAAAGGUUAUUAUGCUUAUGAGAUGAUGCCAAUGAAUCCUUGCCAUGCUCUUCAACUUUUCAGUAAGCAUGCCUUCGGAGAAACCCUACCUCCAGAUGAUCUCGAAACUCUUUCCAGUGAUAUUGUGGCCACUACCGGAGGAAUUCCUUUGGCCCUUGAAGCUUCGGGGUCAUUCCUCCGCAGCAAAAGCCUCGAGAUAUGGACAGAAACAUUGGAGCGUUUGAGGAAAGUACCUGAUAGGAGAGUCCAAGAUACGUUAAGGAUAAGUUACGAGGCAUUAAGCAUUGAGGAGAAGCAAAUUUUCUUAGACAUUGCAUGCUUUUUCAACGGGUUAGAGAGCACAUCCGCAAUAUAUGUGUGGAAAGAUUUUGGUUAUUUCCCUGAAAGCGGACUUGCUACUCUCGCUGAUAUGUCUCUGUUGAAGAUAGACCAUCACAAUAUUUUCAGGAUGCAUGAUGUGAUCAGAGAUUUUGGAAUGGAAAUUGUUCGAGAGGAAAAUCAUCUGAAUCCAGGAAGUCAAAGCAGGUGGUGGGAACCUGAGGAAUGCCUUCGCAUACUUCGUGAACCGAUUGAUUACCAGAGAAAGAGAAAUGUGACAUCACUUUGGCUACAAUUCCCUGAGGUACAGAAGAUCACAAGUCAAGAACUUGCUUCUCUGCCAAACCUAAGGUUUCUUCGUCUUAAGCGGGUGACCAUCAUUGGAGAUUGUGGUAAUCUUCUCCCAGAAUUGAGAUGGCUAUCUUGGCAUGAUUGUCCUGCAGACUUUAGUGCGACCAAUUUCUCUCCAAGAAAUCUAGCCGUUCUCAAGCUUUCUGGUAGUGAACUUGGAGAUGAUUGGCCCGGAUGGCACCAAUUCACGAAAUCAUGUGAGUUGAAAUUUCUGGAACUUGGAGAAUGCAGCCGCUUAACUAGAUUGCCCGAUCUCUCUGCCAUCAGGACAUUGGAAAGAUUGACUCUUCGAGAUUGCCCAAGCUUGGAUCAAAUUGACGAAUCAAUUGGUAAGCUGACACGCCUGAGUUGCUUGAAAGUAUAUAAUUGCAAAGCUCUGAGAGAGUUGCCCAAAGAAGUAGGUUGUCUAAAUUCUUUGAAAGAGCUAAUUGUGAGAGGGACAAUACAUGGUCCUGUUGGUUCGUAUCUUCCCCACUCGAUUGGUAAUCUACAGUCUUUGACAAGGCUAGAGAUGGAAAGUGUCGGAAUUAGCAAACUUCCUCACUCAAUUGGAGAGCUAAAGGAUCUUCAAAGCUUGUGCUUGUCCCGAUGUUAUGUGCUACGAAAGCUUCCAGACUCAAUUGGGGGAUUGGAAUCGCUAUUUGAGUUGGAUUUGUCAUAUACGAAAGUAACAGAAUUACCCGAUUCAAUUGGAAACCUAAGGAAGUUGAAAGUGAUAAGGAUAGAUCAUAGUGAGAUAAGCAAGAUUCCAUCAACUAUAGGUAUGGCGGAGAAGCUUGAAGAAUUUCAUGCCGAAAAAUGUGUGAAUUUGGAGGGAGAUAUUCCUAGUGAAAUUGGUAGUCUGUCCUCACUAAAAAUCCUGAAUUUGUCUCACACUUGCAUUCGAUCUGUGCCAACAACAAUCAACCAGCUUUCUCGUCUCCAAGAACUUCAUUUGGAAGGUUGCCAUGAGCUUAAACGAGUCCCAGAGCUUCCCCCCAGUUUGAUUAACCUCUAUGUCGAGUCUCGCUCACUAAAGACAGUCCCAAACCUCUCAAACCUUACCAAUUUAGUCAAUCUAAUAGUAUCCGACUACAUUGAGGAAUCUCUUUCUAACCCAUGGGAUGCCAAAUCUAUCCAAACUCCAAACCUUAAGUGGGUUGGGAGGUUGUCUAGACUGGAGACGCUGAAACUGGUUCAUAAGAGCAUCAUUGCACCACCGACCGAGCUUGCUUCCCUUCCUGGCCUGAAGCAACUAGUUCUGUCUUGUUUUGACCUGCAAUCCCUCACUCAGCCGCUUCCUUCCACGCUGUCCAUGUUGAAGCUUAUAAACUUCAACUCAUUGGCUGAAUUCUCGCGCAGUUCGUACUUGAAAAAUUUGUCAAGUUUAGAGCUACGUAAAUCAUGGCUGAUGGAAAUUCCACUCAAUAGUUUUGGACAAUUGGAGAAUCUGAGGGAACUCAUUCUGUCGAACUGCGUAUUUCUUGUGCGGUUGUCCUCUUUGCCGGGCUUGAAGAAGCUCAGAGUGUUGCGCUUGUUGAACUGCCCGAAGCUAGUUGAGAUCCAAGGUCUCGUCAAACUGGAAUCGUUGGAAAGUAUAAGGAUUGGCCAGUGCAAUUCCCUAGUAAGGUUGCCUAAUCUCUUGAAGUUGAAGAAGUUGAGGACCAUGGAAUUUUUAUUCUGCAGAUCAUUAGUGAGUUUGCCUUCUCUAUCUCAAUUAGCUUUGGAAGAUUGUCAUCUAGUAGUCGACAGAUGCGAUAAGCUAUCCAACUACAAUGGCCCUUGCUGGCUUUACAAAGACAAAAGGAAAUGUCCAAACCCCCAUUCUCGCCUAUGAGCAGGAGAUAGGGAACACUCGCAUUGUCCUGUUUUCAUGUAGUUUCCCCGAGAAUGAGACUGCUUGGUCGGAGAGGAUUUGCUUGUACUUUCUGUUUCCUUUUUUUCCCAGGUCGUGUUAUUCUUUCUUCUCAACUUUCCAGUUAGCAUACUCUGGAUUUGUAAAGACAAGACAUAUGCAUAAGCAGUCUAGUAGUCUCUCUCUUUGGUCUCCACCCUACUCUGAACUAACGCAGGAAGCUCGUUUGAUCGUGACUUGAUUCAUUUUCUUCUUUUAGAUAACUAGUAACUUGAAUUCAAUUAAAUGGCAUAAGCAUUUCCCAAAAAAAAAAAUGUAGGAAUGUAUCCUCCAAAUUCUCGAUUAGUUCCCUUUCUCCAAGAAAUAAAGCAUACUUCCGAUUGCUGGUUGUCCUGCAUUCCCCCAACCAAGUCUAACAAUGUUCGGUACAGCACAAUUUUCUUUAGUGCGCGAUGGAGUUCUGACUGCCAUUGAUGUUGGUGACCUAGUUAUAGCUUAUAAGUUGAACGGACAAUAUUAACAUGGUAGUUGGAUGUAAAUCGAAUAAUUAAACGGAUAGGAUUUGUUAUCCGCCAUGCGAAUGUAAUGACUGGUUAACUAAAACAAGUGCGACAGAGAAUUAGGAGACUUGUUGUGGAAAAUCUUGAGAUAUCAAUUGCCUGGGGUGAUUGUUCCCUUCAGUUAAUUGGUUCCUGAACCAACAAAGGAUCUUUCUUUUCUGAGGAACUAGUUUUAAUGAGUUGGCCAGUGGCCAUGGCGGAAAUUUCUUUGUAAGCAGGAAGGAUAUGCCAGAUUUGUUGACAUUUCCAGGUUAGAACGUAUCUUUCACUUCUACCAGAAAGGGAAACAAAAAAAGACUCCUCUUUUCAAUGAUUUCACUAGCCUAAAUGGAUGACGACGAACGACGCAGAACGUGAAUGUAGAGUCCUCGAGCAUCGUCUACACCAGGCAGGCAUCGGUUGCUGGGUAAUGUUCUACAUAACUUCCACGUCAAAAGUUAAUUUACUAGCCUAGUUGGUUGUAUCGCAAGCAAACCAGGUCUUAAUUGUAAGACGAAGGCUGAAUUUGCGAUGCGAAUUCGAUUAACGUACAAAGUCUUGAUCUAGUUAUAGAAGGUGUUAGCGUCCAAUGAUGGGGAAAGUAUAUUAGGCAUAUUACAUUUGAAUCGAAACACACAAGAUUGGUUGCUUGCUA